This is a messenger RNA of Spea bombifrons (plains spadefoot toad), 627 nucleotides long. Its product is annotated as synaptotagmin-14-like. The record is from RefSeq and is a predicted model, not a curated record. NCBI's taxonomy places the organism in Eukaryota, Metazoa, Chordata, Amphibia, Anura, Pelobatidae. The coding region runs from base 163 to 627 and encodes 154 amino acids. The transcript has 5 exons.
AGACACCGCCACCGCCGCCGCCCAGUUCACGUCCCCGCUGGAAACUAGUGAAAGCAAAGCCUGCCGCUGCGUGUGGUUUAUUCCUGCUACCUUGUCACUCACAGCCCAGCUGCCACCCCCUCCCCGACCUGUUUCCUUGGUACGCUCCGUCUUGGAAGCAUCAUGGCGAUUGAUGGUGGAGAGCGAACCUGUGGAGUCCACGAACUUAUCUGCAUUAGAAAAGUAUCUCCAGAGGCUAUCGGAUUCCUUUCAGCAAUUGGGGUAUCUGUUGUUCUCGUUUUGUUCCUCUUUUACUACAUCAACAGGAAAAUGUGGCCGGGAAGAGAUGGAGGGUUCCAUUGUGCAAAACCUCAUCGAGACCCAGAUCUUCAUGGUUCGUCAUCUGAAAGUGAAGAUGAAGCCGUGGGUAAAUACCACGAAGCAAUGACACGGCUACACGGCACCCGGCCUGGACCUGAUAAACAACCCAAUUAUAUGUGGGAAACCAGGCAGAAGUACAGCCCGCUGUCUGCAGAGUAUGAUGGUUAUAGCAGCGAAGUAUCUGCAGAUGAAGUGCUGCCUAAAGGAUUGCGGGCUCCCAAGGUGGGUUCUGUCUCAUGUGCCCCUCCUGCAAAACUCGCUUGCUAA